AACCCGCCCAACGCGCCGGAGCUUCGCCCAAUAGAGAAAUAUUGGGCGAUUAUGAAGCAGGCCCUCCGGAAGAACCCAAAAGUUGUCAAAUCGGAGGCGGACUUCAAGAGAAAAUGGAUUUCUGUUCAAAAAAAACUACAACCUGACGUAGUACAGAACCUUAUGGACGGGGUAAAGAGGAAGGUGCGAGCAUACGGGCUUGGGCUCGAAGUAUGAAUAAAAAGAAAAUGCCAAAAGUUGUUUAAUAGUUUUUAUUUUACUGUCUAAAAUUUUCAAAAGGAUCGGUCUACUGGGCGAAAUUCUACAGCGUUUUUUCCGUGAUGCAAUUUGAUGAUACACACCCUUUACUAUCGGUGAAAGGAGAAUAAUUCAUUGUACGCAGUAACUCACAUGAGGUUGUAUGAAUAAAAACAAAACUCAGCUUUACUUUACUUGAAUCACGCAUUCGAGCAGUGACAUUAAGUAUUUACUACGUUUGGUAUGAAUAAAACUGGCAACUGAGUAUGAACUUUUCGAAAAUGGAAGCUUACUUGAUUUCGUAUGAAUAAAACAGCAUUUAUCAAGUAUUUACUUUGUUAUUAUCAAGUAUGCUCAUGAGCGUACUUUGCUUCUGAAAACUUUUUUGUUUAUCUUAUGCGAUUAAUAUUUAGUGCUGCUAUCUUACAUUUAAACAAGUGAAAAAUGUAUUAUGUUGCGCCAAAUAUUCCUUUUCCGCUCGUUUGUGACAUCGGUCCUUCAUUUGAGAAAAAUCGGGCUACCAAAACAUACAAAAUACGCAGAGAGGGAGAUGACGACAAUUUUAAGCAGUUGUACAGGUUUAGUCGCGAAAAUGUAGGUUUCUUAGCAAGAACCUUUCUACCCAACUAUGAGGAAACCAGAGGGGAAGCGUUUCAAAACAUGCAAAAAAUGAAAUGUUUCCUGCGUUAUGUGGGCGAUCCCGGAUUCCAGGUGGGAGUUGGUGAGGAUUUGGGUCUACACCAAACGACCGUUUGCAAAACUGUCUGGCAAACGUGUCGAGCGAUCGUUGAAAAAUCCCACGGAUGGAUCAAAAAGUACGAGUUCCCUUACUGCAUAGGGGCACUUGACUGCACUCAUGUGCUCAUAAAACGGCCACACCAUUUUGCCGAUGAAUUCGUCAAUCGUAAAGGAUUGACGUCAUUUAACGUUCAGGCAACGUGCAAUGGACGAGAAAUGUUCACGAGUGUGGAGUGUCGGUGGCCUGGUUCUGUCCACGAUGCCAGAAUAUGGAGAAAUUCCGCCAUUCGUGAAAUACUCUCCGACAACAACAGCGAUGCCGUUAUGCUAGCAGAUGAAGCAUACCCUAUAGCGCCUUGGCUAAUGACGCCAUUUAAAAACCCGUCAUCUGCAGAACAGAGGUCCUACAACAUUAUGCAUACUAGGGAAAGGGUGAUAAUCGAACGGGUAUUCGGACAAGCUAAACAACGAUUUCCCAUUUUGCAAUCAAAAAUCCGCAUAUCAACGGAAAGAGUCCCACAAAUGGUCGUUGCCUGCUUCGUGCUCCAUAAUGUGGCGAAGAUAAUGAAUGAUGAAGAUUUCACGUUGCCGGAAGAGUUACUUCAGCCAAACUAUGUACAGUUCAAUGGGGGAGUCGAUGAUGGCAACUCUAUUUGCCAUAGAGGACAACGUCGUCGAGAUGCAAUUGCGAUGCACAUUAAAAAUCAGUUAUAAUAUAAUAAAUAUUUUGCCUUUAAAACUUUAUUAAUUUAACUUUAAUUUAAAAAAUAUAUACAAAAAAAUAUAUACACUUUCAGAUGAUCAUGUUCUCUUUGAGUAUUUUGAUUUUCAGAACAGCAAUUUCCUUUUUCAGAACCAACAUUUCUUUUUGGUGUCGCUCUUCUUGGUUGGCUUAAAAUACAUCCGUAUAAUCUUGUUGCUUUUUCAGGAACAUAAGUUGCUCCUCACACACUGUUUGUUGUGUUCUGCCACGUGUCUUGAAUAUAAAAAAAGAAUUAAAAAACUAUAAAAGUUCUUUGAAGAACAAUUUUAGGAGAGAAAUGGGAAUAAAAAUACCAUUUUAACUGAGAGCGCAUGAAAAGUAAAAGUAGAAUUAAAAUAAAACACAUACCGAUUUUUGAUUUGUUUUUAGUGUUUGACACGCUUGACUGGGUGCCAGAAACUCGUUCUGCAAGCUGUUAUAAUCAUAACCAUCAGAAGAAUCAUGCUCCUCCUUCGGUGGAUCCUUCCCCAUUGCAAUAUUUUUGCUUCCUACUGCCAGACCAUCUGUAAAAGUUAUGAUAAAUGAUAACAUUUCAUAAGUUUCAAUAUAAUUGAAAUAAUUGAAUAAUUUUUAUUUACACGGAACGCUGAUGAUGCUGGGAUUGUCAACACCCCCCAGCAGUCCAUAAAACUUUUCCUGCGGUUGGUUGAGCACAAUUUUAACGUUCCCUGACACAUACCGAUUUUUGAUUUGUUUUCAGUGUUUGACACGCUUGACUGGGCGCCAGAAACUCGUUCUGCAAGCUGUUAUAAUCAUAAUCAUUGGAAGAAUCAUGCUCCUCCUUCGGUGGAUCCUUCCCCAUUGCAAUAUUUUUGCUUCCUACUGCCAGACCAUCUGUAAAAGUUAUGAUAAAUGAUAACAUUUCAUAACUUUCAAUAUAAUUGAAAUAAUUGAAUAAUUUUUACUUACACGGAACGCUGAUGAUGCUGGGAUUGUCAACACCCCCUAGCAGUCCAUAAAACUUUUCUUGCGGUUGGUUGAGCACAAUUUUAACGUUCCCUGUUUUUUUGGUAUCCGUUUUUGACGUGGGACUACGUCUAACCGGAGUAUAUGGGGGGUAAAAUGAAAACCUAAACAUAGAACAUGCAGGAAAAAAUGAAAGAUUCCGAAUGCUUAUAACUCGAACAUUUCUUACUGGAUCGGAAAGAUGUUUGCAUCAAUUGAUACGGAAUAUUUCUACGCUUCUAUCGCAAUUAAUAAAAUGUUAUUUCUCAUUAGAUAAACAAUUCAAUAACUGUAAAAUGUUAAGCGUUAUCUAAACGCCCUAACUACCUCGUUUUGAUUGGUCCGAUUUGCGUUUUCCCCAACACAGCCAUCAUAACCCAGCAGCCUAAGGGAAAUCGACAUUGAAAACACAUGAAAGUAUGGGGACUUUUGUUCGCACCGAAAUGUGUUCCCUAACACAGACUUCAAAACAAAAAAAGCGUUAGAGAAAUCAGCAUUGCAAAUACAUGAAAGUCGGGAGUAUUUUUGUUCCAACUGAAAUGUGUUUACCUAAUAAAGACUUCUGCACCAAGGUGUCUGGGGAAAUCGGCGUUGCAAAUACAUGCAAAUCGGGGUCAUUUUUGUUAUGACUGAAAUGUGUUUGCCUAACAUAGACAUCAAAACCAAGAUCAUCAUACCAAACGUAAAAGGACCGUCAUUAAAUUUACUUGUAACGAAGAACAUAAUCUAUUGCAUGAAUUGACCUUACAUGGUAUUAUACAAUCUUUUUACUCACAAAGCAAAUAUAUUGAAUUCAAUGGAAUUCGGAAAUUGUUUCAUUCAAUCAAAAUUUCAAUCAAUACAAACAAACGAUAAGGUAGUCCCACGUCAACCUUGCCUUAUAUCAAAGAUAUAACCUACCCAUUUUUCUUUAACAGCGGUCUUCAUGUUAGUGAUUUUCUUCAAUAUUUGUUCGCCAGAGAACUCCAAUCCACAUCGGAUGAACAACUGCUGUCGCAUCGCCGCCAACGCUAUUUUUUUCUUCUCCCGCACAGGUAGUGUUUGCGAUUUUGAAAGUAAAAUUUUUCCUACUUCCUCCAGUACAUCCACAAACACAGCAUACAUUUAUUCAUGAUUAGAUUGAUUCUUCCUCUUUCUUCCGCUACCGCUGCUGAUUGAUUUUUCGGCAGAUCCUUCGACUGUAAAUUUAUGAUUGGAAACUAGUAUUUUUAAACAACAAUUAAAAAACUCAACUUACCAUCAUCUACCAGAACAAUCUCUUCGAGUACCUCGAUGUUUUCGUGGCCAAAAAUCAUUGUUAUAGAUUUUUUUUUUCAAUGAAAGGAUUACAACACGGGCGAGAAAAGCGACGUUUUGAAACCAAACAAAAACAAUCAGUUGACAGAUGUUUGACAAAGUAAGAACUAUGUUCGAAUUCGAACAUACGUUAAAAUGAAAUUAGUAAAGUAAACUUUCAAUCAUACGGAUUCAAGUAAAUACUAGGAAAGUUUACUUUACUCGGAAACGGGCAGAAUAAGUAAAUACUUUUUUUUAUUCAUACGGCCUAUGGUGAGCUAACGCCCGAGAGAUUGCUCGUUACGUCGGGGACGAUAGCGAGUGGUUAGUCCAAUCGACAGAAAACAAAUCCAUUUUAAUCGUCAAAUUGUUAUCUGUGUAUAAUAUAUUCACUGUUCAUGUUUUAAGCAAAAAAAAAAUGCUGGAUAAAUGUCCUGUCUAAUGGUAUAUAACAUAUGCCGCAAUAACGAUUUUGGUUAAUAUGUGAUUGAAUAUUCUUAAUGAAUCGUUACAUUUUUCGUUGGGUGACCUCCCUAUAUAGAAAUCAAAGACAUAGUCCUAUGUCAAAAUUCUGAAAUAUUCAGAUUUUUCUGAAUUUAGUGAUCAAUUUGCCCCCGGUUUACGGUACCACUGUUUGUCAAUAGAUGGCUCCAGCUGUAAGUGCUGGUCGAUUUCGACAUAUUCAAAACGUCAUAAAUCAAGUCUAGACAUACGGUAAACAAACUGCUUUGACACAUCAUUGAUUCUGUUUUCGCGUCAUAUACUUUUGGUCGUGUGAAAAUGUCCGAAAAAAAUUGAUUUUGAAUUGGAUUUGAUUUUAGAAUAUUGAAGCUGCAGUAAAAACAUUAAAAACGAUGCCUUAAUAUCGUUUGAAACACUGAUUGUAAAGAACUCGUUUACAUUUCUUUAUCUGCUAAAGCAAUCCGCGUUGACGGCAUUGAGCUUCGUAUUACGAAAUGGGGAGUAGGCAUGACAAUAUGGGUUCGCAGAUGAAAUGAACACACUUUUAAAAUAAAAAUUAUGAAUGAAGAUCGAAGAUCUUUAUAAUUAUGAAUGAAGAUCGAAGAUCGAAGAUCUUUAUUUUUAACUUUAUAACAUCGAAGAUCAUUAUAACGUUUUUCUAUCUACAUGUAUCAAGUACAGUAACUUAGAUUUGCGACAUUCAGCUAAUUGGACAGACCUGUGAUGCGGCACGUUUAAAUGGGAAUUUUUACCUCUAAUUGGACAUUUUCGUAAACAUCGAGUUCGGGGCCCAAAUCAUGGCCCCACAUUAAAAGUCGCCACCAGACGUCGACACUGAGUGGUGCCUCAGCAUGUCGCAAUCAAAGUAAAUAACUGUAUAAGUGUACAGAAGCAUGGUAUGGCGUUUGCUCACUAAUUUGCCUCCCUUUUAUUAAUAUUCAGUUCGAUCAGGAAAUUUAUGUCAGUUUGGAUAAUGUUUAUGUAGGUGCUUCUAUCGAUAUGUUGAUCAAUGAAUAUUUGUCAGUAUGUAGAAUUUCACACAACGCCUAAGCUGACUUUAAGACCAAUUCGAUAAAGUUUUACAUUACACUCUGCAAUCAAGUUUUAAAACGUUUUCAUUUCAAUUAUCAUUCAAACUUCAACAUGGCGAUAAUUGAUCCAAUUAUUCUCCAAGAAAGGAAGCAUAUGUCAAUUGUUCCUCUUCUACAAUGUCUUCCAAUCGAUUGAUCGAACGAUCGAAUUGAUAUUGAGGAUAUUGAUAAUCAAUUUAGGGAUAUUCAAGACCUGGAUUUUACGGACCUCACUGUAAACAAACGUCAGUAAAUUGUUAUCCAAAAAGAGUAUGACCUUAAUUUUGCUUCUCCCAAAUUGAGAAAAAAUAUAUAUACAAUCCUGAUUCUGCAACAUUUUUCAGCAACCGUUGAGCGAUUGUUUUGAGCAUAUAUUUGAACAAAUCAAAACUAAGAAAUAGAUCAGGAACAAAAACUGUGCUAGGAAUUCUAGCUUUUGAAAAUCGUGUAGACAUUAAUAAUGUUGAAGAAAAAUAAAGCAACGUCCGGAUUAGUUAGAAUGAGACAAAAUGUAGAACAAAAGUAUAAUGUUGAAAUGAAUGAUCACGAACAGGAAAGUAAAAAAUGUUACUUAUUGACACUGUCACUGUAUAUCGUAAUUUUGAUUGCUAAGAUAAACAAAAAUUGACAAAUUCGAUUCUUCCAGCGUUUUACAGUUUUAUUUUCGAAUUUUUCCAGAUUUUCCGAAAAAUCUUUUUGACAUUGUCAUUGUAUAUCGUAAUUUUUAUUGCUAAGAUAAACAAAGACUGACAAAUUCGAUACUUCCAGCGUUUUACAGUUUUAUUUUCGAAUUUUUCCAGAUUUUCCAAAAAAAAUGUUGGCAUCUUUGAUUCUAAUUGAACGAACGUAAUGGCAAAGUAGUGCCAAAUUUCAUUCUAAUUCUCAUCGGAAUUAUGUGAAAGCAAGUGUGUCGAACACUUUCGGUGGUUUCCCCUGUUCCUCGUUCCAUCAAAGGGUAUCUUUUAAAUAUCGGGUUUUUCAAUAGGAGCGCUACAAAAGUGAAAAAAGCCCUCUUGAAUUUAUGAUUGUUAAUAACUACAUACUAUUGUGUAUGUUUGACAGCUGUGUACUUAAAAAAAACGAAAAAAAUUAAUUUCUCUUCAAGCGGGCUUCGACGUGUUUCUCUGCAUUAUUUCCAGCCGGGUGCUAUGAUUGGUGUUCAUUAGCAAAAUCUCAAGCAGAACUGUCAGUGGGAUACCCAAUUCAUGUGAAAACAAAGGGAAAAUGUCAGUGGGAUACUCGAUAUGUUGGCUCCUGUCAGUUCAAUAGAGGUUCUCUAAAGACGUCACCCAGGUGAUUAUUUCUGUAUGAUUUAUAUUGUUUGAAAACGUGUCAGAGUUGAUAAGUGCAGAUCGGACACACUACACCUUGUGCAAUAUUUUCUCAUACAAAUUCAAAAUUUUAUUACUUAGAUUGUUUUGGUUAUUGUUCUGAAUGAAAGGUAACAUUAUGUUCAUUUCAUCAUUUACAGCAUACGCGUCGGUAUUACACCGCCUUUAACUAAUUUGACCAGUCUCAAAGGUUUUUUUUUGCGUUCGCACCUCCAUCGGCAUUUUGUCCCAAAGUCGAAGGAUCAGGGACUUGAAGUGGGCAAAAGCAGACAUCUUUUGCAAGUUUAUCUUCGAUUGCAAUAAUGAGCAUACGGAGCGUUAAUUUUAGCACCUUUCUUAAUAAAAACAAGUGGUAGUUUGCCGUAAAUACAUCCCCCAAAGAUAACGAUUGGGCGAAAUUGGGGGACUUCAUUGUCACGAUACCACGGUAGCACUUCGACUGUAGUGGCAGCUUGCCAAAUAUGGCCAAAACUUCCCGGACCUCUGUUCAGUUUUUGUUUUUUAAGGGACCUUAACCCGAAUCGGACCUUUGUGAGCUUUCAUAAACGGAAAAAUACGUUUCUGCAGGCACUCUUCCCUAUACAUUUUAGAGUCCAUUGUCUUGAUUGUGACGAGAACCUUGGUUUUCUGUCCAUAACUGCAAGUCCCUUGCCAAAUCAAGAACUACCUGGUAAAUUUAUAAGCGCAAACGAAAUUAAAUUUGCUGGGGAUAUCUCCCCUGGUAGUAACCUUAUAGAUUCACAGGCCUCGGGGCUGUCCAAGAUCCAUCUUCACGUACGUUGCUUCAUCCAUCAGAAUGCAUCCUUCUUACUUCGUCAAAAACUUGUUGUACAACUUUCGAGCGCGUCUUCUGAUCUCUAGAUUUUGCUUUAGCGUUCUUUUUGGUUGCUUGUAGGCACGGAAAUUACUAUAACCUUCUCGUAUAUGGAUUCUUCGGAUGGUACUUUGGUUAGAGUUGUGUUUUUGGGCGAUGUCGUAGUCCUAGUAGAGUUACGGGUUUGUCUUGAUUGUUCACACCAUCUUACGAUCGUAAACUUCACUACAACGCGUUCUCUGAUUCAAACGGACGAAACGGAUCAAGGUGAAAUUUUCACUGUCAAAAGAUACAGGUUCUCCACACAAUUUGCUGUCAAAAGAUUUCAGAUACGCCUACUGCUAUAGAAUGAACAUUAAUGUCAUGUUAUUCCGGAUUCUAACUGAAUCAAUCCUUAUAUACAUAUUUUUUGUAAUGGAGGCUAUACAUUUCUCCCUUACAAUUUUCUAACAUUUUCGCAGUAUGAAAUAUAAUUUAUUUAUUUCAUACUGCGACAAUGUAUGUGAGAAAGGUAAAGUUUGCCCUCAUAACAAAAAAAAAAAAUGAUACAAGGUUUGAUCACGAGCGAACAAUGUUUGGUUAGCUACAAAUCCCAUGCGAUGCUGGGUCAUAUCUUGAUAAAUAGGUUACGAAAACGCUGUUUAAUAUUUUUAGACCAUUUUUGUUUCAUUCAGGAGAGAUUUGAAGAUCAAAUUACAAUUGAAUGAAACUGACAGAGGUGGGCCAACCAAUGUGAGGGAGGAUCUUUUACACUAUGUAAUGCUUCCAAUAUAUGAUAAAUCUCAUAAACUUGAAAUUACUAUUUUUCUUUCUACUUUUUCUAUUUUUCUACUACUAUUAUUAUUGACCCGAAGAUGAUCAGGAAAUUUUAUGUAAAUAAGUGAAUCUCCCAGUCCUACCGAUUAUUUAUUGUCCCUCCCAUUGACGAUUU
Molecule: messenger RNA, 8566 nt
Organism: Toxorhynchites rutilus septentrionalis
Lineage: Eukaryota; Metazoa; Arthropoda; Insecta; Diptera; Culicidae
Product: putative nuclease HARBI1
Exons: 2
Coding region: 682-1689 (335 amino acids)
Source: RefSeq, a predicted model, not a curated record